This is a messenger RNA of Ostertagia ostertagi, 912 nucleotides long. The record is from the annotation of a GenBank genome assembly. Lineage: Eukaryota; Metazoa; Nematoda; Chromadorea; Rhabditida; Trichostrongylidae.
AUGGCGUUAUUCGGAUUUGGACAAUCAGCUGACAUUACUAUAAAAUUGGAUGAUGAAGAAACACGAAAGACAGCAAAGAUUCGAGGAGAGGAUGGGCAACAAGAAACUCACUACUUGUUUUACGAUGGUGAAACCAUUGCUGGAACGGUGAAUAUUGCCUUGAAAAAAGCCAAUCAGAAGCUUGAGCACCAAGGCAUUCGCAUCGAGUUCAUUGGGCAAAUUGAGGUAUAUUAUGAUCGUGGAAAUCAGCAAGAUUUUAUUUCCUUGACGAAAGAUCUUGCAAGACCUGGAGAAUUGACACAGAACUCGUCCUUUCACUUCGAGUUCCACAAUGUAGAGAAGCCGUACGAGUCGUACAUGGGAAUCAAUGUUAAACUAAGGUACUUCCUUCGAGUUACUAUUGUUCGACGAAUAACUGACAUUACAAGAGAAAUGGAUCUCAUUGUUCAUACUCUAAGCAGUUAUCCUGAUGCUGAUGUUAACCUCAAGAUGGAUGUUGGAAUUGAAGACUGCCUUCAUAUUGAGUUCGAGUAUAACAAGAGCAGGUUACCAUCCCAAGACGUUAUAGUGGGGAAGAUCUACUUCGUGUUGGUUCGUAUUAAAAUCAAGCAUAUGGAAAUCACAAUAAUCAAAUCCGAAACUGUCGGCUCUGGUCCCAAUGCUGCAAAAGAAACUGAUCCUGGUGGUGAAAUUCGAAAUAAUGGAUGGUGCUCCUGUCAGAGGUGGGGACAAUUUCAUAAUCGAGAAUCUAUUCCUAUUCGCCUUUUCCUCGCUGGACACGAUCUGGCCCCUACCAUGCGUGAUGUUAGUAAGAAAUUCUCCGUUAGGUAUCUUCUGAACCUCGUUCUGGUUGACGAAGAGGACAGGCGAUACUUCAAACAGCAGGUCUUUUAUUUUCUGAAAGUCUAUUAA